AUGUUGCAAAAGCACUUCUUGAUGGACCCCAAGUAUCGCCCACUAAACCACGGUUCCUUUGGAGCGUUUCCCGUUGAAGUACGUGAUGCGCAGCGCCUUUUACAAGACGAACAAGAAUCUCGCCCGGAUGUUUUCUUUGUUGUUUCACAUGCAGAACACGUCACCGAGUCCCGGAGAGCGAUUGCGAAAUUCGUCAAGGCCCCGGUGGACGAAUGUGUUUUCGUCAAAAAUGCCUCGACCGGAAUAAAUACUGUGCUUCGCAAUCUGGAGUUCAGAUCCGGCGACGUUAUUGUAUACUUUGCGACAAUCUAUAAUGCCGUAGAGCAAACAUUGGAAUCAAUAUUGGAAACUACGCCGGUACAAACAAGAAAGGUUAAUUACACAUUCCCGAUUACGCACGAUGAGAUUGUAGAAAGAUUUUUGGCCGUGGUGAGACAGGCCAAAAGUGAAGGACUGAAUGUACGGGCAUCCAUAUUUGAUACGAUAGUGUCUCUUCCGGGCGUGAGGUUUCCCUUCGAGAAACUCGUCAAGGCAUGCAAAGAUGAAUCUAUUCUGAGUAUUAUUGAUGGGGCACACGGAGUUGGUCAGAUUCCCUUGAACUUGGGUGAACUUAGUCCCGACUUUUUUGUCAGUAAUUGUCACAAAUGGCUGUAUACACCACGAGGCUGUGGUUUAUUCUAUGUACCCAAACGGAACCAGCAUCUGCUCCGGACAUCAUUUCCUACGUCUCACGGCUACACUUCACCAUCCCAACGAGGGCGUGGAAUUCACCCUGGGAAGACUGACUUUGAGAUCUUAUUUGAAUUUGUUGCCACGGCCGACGAUACUCCGUACAUGUGCGUUCCUGCAGCCCUGGACUUCCGAGAACGAAUCUGUGGCGGCGAAGAAGCCAUAUAUAAAUAUCUACACACUGUUGCCCAGGAGGGUGGUGAUGUGGUUGCGCAGAUACUCAGAACCGAGAUUAUGCAAGAACCGGGUCUUGUAAACCCGAUUGCCGAGAGUGAGAUUCGUCGAUGUGCUAUGGUAAAUGUUCGCAUGCCGCUAGCAUUUUCAGACGACGAGGAGGUCAAUCCACAUGUGCCAGACUCUUCGUCCUCCCCUUUUCCACUGCUGAGUAUAAAGGAUGCAACCCGCGUUGUGGACUGGAUGCAAGACACACUCAUUAUGGAAUUCGAUACUUUCGCAAAGUUUUAUGCACACGGAGGCUGGCUUUGGCUACGACUGAGCGGACAAAUCUAUCUUGAGAUUGAGGACUUUGCGUGGAUUGGUCAUAUCGCACGGAGCCUCUGUGAGCGGGUGGGCGCUGGGGAGUGGCUACAAAAGUAG
Talaromyces atroroseus is the source of this 1326-nucleotide messenger RNA. RefSeq lists its product as hypothetical. The transcript is spliced from 3 exons. Bases 1 to 1326 code for a protein of 441 amino acids. The record is from RefSeq and is a predicted model, not a curated record. Lineage: Eukaryota; Fungi; Ascomycota; Eurotiomycetes; Eurotiales; Trichocomaceae.